Molecule: messenger RNA, 711 nt
Organism: Darwinula stevensoni
Lineage: Eukaryota; Metazoa; Arthropoda; Ostracoda; Podocopida; Darwinulidae
Source: the annotation of a GenBank genome assembly
AUGGAGACAAACUGGUCGUCGACCUUGGAAAAGGAUUCCAACAUGGCACAUUGCAUCGCAGUAUUGCUGCCUCUCCUGUGUCACGCCGUUAUUGCAUCCAUGAACGACGAACCUCCUAUGAGACAGCGCCUCUCGUUUAAAUUCAAGGAACCUUAUGUUGUGAGACGGGGAGAAGACUUCGAUGUGACAUGCGUGCCCGUGGGAUCUCUGAACAUGACUGUGGAAUGGAUCCAGGCCACGAGGGGAUCUCUGGAAGGCAUCGUUUCUCCCAGAGAGAUGAACAUUCUUCAACUUAGGAACAUUCAACAGUCAGAAAAUUACACCUGUGUGGUAGAAAGCAAGGAGCAUGGUCGAAUCGAACGGACGAUUAUCAUUACGGUCCAGGACUUACCCUUUGCACCGGUGGAUGUGGUAGUGGAUGAGGAGACAGAAUCCUCGGUGAGACUAAGUUGGUCCUACCCAUCAGCAUUCUCGAACGUUACGCCAAAUGAAGUCAAGCAUUACGUGAUCCAAUACAAACCGGUAUAUCCAAUACAAACCGGUGUAUUUCAGCUUGAUACAAAUCAAGCUGAAAUCUACGGCAUCACGGAGCGCCAUUACACUAUCCAACAACUGAACCACAGCACGGAAUACGAGAUCUACGUUCUGGCUGCAAAUCUUCUUGGCAAGGGUCCAGUGUCUCCAAAGACCUUGGCCUGCACCACAGGACCU